Messenger RNA from Mugil cephalus (flathead mullet), 2826 nucleotides. RefSeq lists its product as uncharacterized. Lineage: Eukaryota; Metazoa; Chordata; Actinopteri; Mugiliformes; Mugilidae. The coding region runs from base 675 to 2762 and encodes 695 amino acids. The record is from RefSeq and is a predicted model, not a curated record. The transcript has 6 exons.
AGGUGUGAACUUUGUGAACUGGGUCAAGGUGCAUCACAGGUGUGUUCUAAUGUAUUUCCUGCUGUACUGACUCACCUAAUAAUGUGGUGUAAUUUCAUAUCUCAUUGUAGAUCCACAGUUUUGAUGAAUGCAGUGUCACAGGGGCCUACACGAGUGGAGCAAAAAAAUUAGUGCGGAGUCUAACACGCGCCGACAGCACUUUUUUUGACGAGCUUCCUUUCAUCCCUCAACUGGCGCCACCAGGACCUGACACCACCAAGGCUUUGACAAGUUUCUCAGGACGGGACACUGAGAGUCUUCGAAGGGAGAAGCCAGGACCUCCAUCUCCCCUCUUCUGCUUAUCUCUGGCCUCUACUGCUGACAAUGGACAUGUUCCUUCCUCAUCCGGCCCUUCAGUGGUCUUUGGUCCGCCUGGGCCUCCUUCUCCACUCCUAAAAUCUGACCUUGAAAUUCCAAACACAGACUUGCCACCGAGUCAGGACCUGUCUCCACCCAGUUCACUCUCUGUAGUCGUGUGCCAGCACCUCCCCCGUCCUUCUUCCUCGGGAGAACUUCAGAACACAGUUUACUCCCAGUCUCCAAAUCUGCCUUCUACUGCCUCAUUUACCUCUGUCACACUGAUUUCCUCCCCUAAAUCUUCCUCAUUGAUUAGCAGGGUAGAGGGGACUAAAUCCAUGGAGACAGAUGUUCCAUCCCAAGACCUUGAAGGCAAAACAUGCUGUUCUUCUCCAAAGGACCCUCCUCCUGAUUUAUCGCUUGCACCAUCUCCAAAUGUGGGUUGUCGCUUUUAUACUACGUCUUCUAUACAGUACGAAUUUAGAAGUCUGCAGGACUCUGAAUGGACUUCAGUGUCUUUGCCUGAAGACCACAUCCCUGCUUCUGGUUUCUUACCAUCUCUGCUUCCCUAUCUAUUCCCAUCUGCCACUCCCAAUCUUCCCUGUGCAUCCAAUUUAGCCUUAAAAGAGUCCAUCUCACACAGUCCCGAAAAAAUCCAAGUGGGCCUCUGUACUCUGAAUACACAAAAGGAAGAGCCCUCUUCCCUCUAUUUUCAGUUGGAUAAGGAAGGUCCCUCAGUUCUGUCCUCACUUGUUUUUGACUCUCGUAAUUCAGAUGUUGUCACGGAUCGAGCUGGUGGAAAGAAUUCAGACCUGACGGAGCCGGACAUUCCCGGACAAAGCAGAAAAUAUUGUAAUGAGGAUAGGAAAUACUUGGCUACAGGCUCUUGCAGCCGUGAAGUUGUUCAUGUCCAGAAGGAAAAGAUAUAUUUACACUCAAAGGACAUGCUUCAGAGGAAGGAAAAGGGUGAGAGAAGUACUGACACUGUGCAGGCCCAAGAUGUUGAUGCUGAGCGUAGUGCUGGUCUGUCAGGACCUUCUGCAUCAGUCUAUAUAGAUGUAUGUGGCCAGAAAGAAACAGACUCUCAGCUCGUUUCUGUGCUUCCACCUAAAACAAAACAGAAACAGUUUAGAAAGGUCUACCAGACAGGAGUCAAUGGCACAGAAAGUGAAUCAUCUAGAACUAAUCUAAUGUCACAUAACCAGGAUCCAGAGCUGCAUAGCAGCGCUGAAGUUAAACCAAAUAAUCUCAGUGAGUUGGAAAGCUUAGACCUGGUGAUGGAAACCUCGGUGGAUGGUUCAGACAAUGAAAAUGAGGACAUGACAGACUUUUUUCAACAGCUUGACACUGAAGGGCAUAUUUACUGGGCAGAACCAGUCCAGGUUUCCAAUCCUACACUUGUGUCUGAGGAGUUGGGCAGUUUUAAAGGCUCACCAGAGAAUUCUCUGGUACCUGGAGGUCCUGCUGAUCCCAACUCAUUUUCAUCCACCGGUAAAUCUGUGCAUUUAUCUUCGUCAUCCCAUACAGACUAUGAACAGAGCUCCUCAGAUACAUCUUCCUCCCUCACAGUGGUUCCAGUCCUAUCCUUGUCCACCACAGACUUCAAUCCAUCAAACCACUCAGUUUCUGCCGAGGGGCCUUUAUUCCUGUCCUCUCAUAUUGUCCACAGGAAGGAUGUCCCCUACAUGACUGAGUUGAAACACAACCCAGUCCCUGGCAUUCUCCCGUUAGACACCUCCACCCCUUUCCGUGCUGUCCAGUCAUGGACGGACCUGCAAAUCCAGCGCAACCUUCUCUCCAGGAAGUUACUGAAUGGAUCUUUUCAUUCUGCAGCAAACGAAGUGACACAGAGACCCACAGUGGACUUCUCUCCAUCUCCACCUUUCCCCCGGCCGUCUAAUGACAGGCAGACACACGACUCUGAGACGGCUGGAAAUCAAGAGACUGGUUUGGUCUCUAUGGAUGGAGAACUGUGGCCAGAUAAACAGGAGGAGAUGGACGUGAAUGGAAAAGAAGAUGAGGAGAACAUGUGUAAGACAGACACGGUGACACGCUGCUGCCUCUGUGACCAGUGCUCUAAUCAGAAGAGUUACAGCAAACAACACAAUCCUGUGAACGCCAGUGACAACAUGAUGCUGAGUCUGAAACUGUUUCGCUCUGUGCUCAGUAUGAUGGAAGAGGAGCUUUCUGAAGACCAGGCUUUAGUUUACAGUGCUCUCUCUGACAAGGAAAGGUUUAAGGUUCGAGAAAUCGAACAGCUGAGAUGCGCCGUGAAGCGAGAGGCUGGAGAGCUGGAGAUGCAGUUGAAGGAAGUGGCUCAUCAGUGUGACGGCAGCUUGCACCUGAAAAUGCGUCGCUUGCUGGAUGAGCAGUCCCGGCUGUCCUCUGAGCUCGGAGGUUUCCUACCUGAAGUCGUGCCCACAUGAAGGAGACCCGUCCCCGGUGGGACGGCAGCCACUUAGCGAUGUCUCCCGUCCCGACUCCAAACAG